AUGGGAGCACGAAAGACAAAACCAGCCAAGAUACGAGAAGAUGGCGCAGCACUGCGAGGAUCACAAGGAAAUCAAAAGAUGGUCCUGAAGAGACAGGCAGUCGUUCCUCGGUGGCGUCGAAGGGAAAUUUAUGUUGUUGAUGGAGCCCGGCCCGAUCGCUUUUCCACUGAAAGCAACCGGCAACCAGCAGCGGCGAAGAGGAGAAAGAGUCUGAAAGAAUUACAGCAAGAGGCUCCACAUGGAUUUAAACAGUUCGAGUCGGCAGUGAAUUGGAAAUCUCUGGACGAAGAUACCGCUUUGCAAUUGUGGGAGGACAUUUUCAAGCCUCUACAAAGUCCAUAUCAUUUUCAGGGUACAAGCGGUCUGAAAACUUUGACGUAA
Messenger RNA from Pocillopora meandrina, 381 nucleotides. NCBI's taxonomy places the organism in Eukaryota, Metazoa, Cnidaria, Anthozoa, Scleractinia, Pocilloporidae. The record is from the annotation of a GenBank genome assembly.